This is a messenger RNA of Silurus meridionalis, 1568 nucleotides long. RefSeq lists its product as uncharacterized. The transcript has 6 exons. Bases 184 to 1023 code for a protein of 279 amino acids. The record is from RefSeq and is a predicted model, not a curated record. Gene Ontology annotation, cellular component: external side of plasma membrane. Gene Ontology annotation, biological process: cell surface receptor signaling pathway; negative regulation of T cell proliferation; positive regulation of T cell proliferation. NCBI's taxonomy places the organism in Eukaryota, Metazoa, Chordata, Actinopteri, Siluriformes, Siluridae.
AUGAGAGAUGUGAAUGGACCAGCACACACACACCCCCCACCACCACCACCAAUACCAACAUUUAAAAAAAAUAAACCCACAUGCUGCUGAUCUUCUGGCAUGAAUGAAUGACCUGAGCCACAAGACAUUUUCUUCUCUCUCCAAGGAAAUCUGUAAAAACUCCACAAGAGUCUUCCAGGCAUCAUGAUCCUCCUUUCUAUUUCCAUCUUCUGGCUCUCUGUCUGUGUGGACCCCAUCAGUGCAGAUCCUCCCAUUACUGUAGAAGCUCAUGUGGGUUCCACAGCUCUCCUGCCCUGUAACCUGAGUGAAGACUUCACCCAAACACCACACAUUCAGUGGCGUGCUGAUGAUAAGAUUGUGUUUGAGAGAAACAUUAAUAGUAUAGAUGACGGUAAAGGAUAUAAAGGACGUGUGGACGUUCCUGAGGACGAGCUGCGUAAAGAAAACUGUUCUCUGGUGUUGAAGGACGUCAGAAUCACUGAUCACGCUUUCUACACAUCCUUUGUACUGGAACAUGUGGAGGCUACAAAAACUUACAAAACAACAAAAAUCAACAGAGUUCACCUCAAUGUUUUUCAGAGUGUAUCAGCUCAGGUGGGAUCCACAGCAGUGCUACCAUGUGACUGGAGACAUCUGUCCAUCCAAACACCUCAUGUUGAGUGGCGUAUUGGUGAUGAGACUGUGUUUAAGCGACUGGGUAAAGAGUCAUUUCAGGGUGAAGGAUAUGAGGGACGUGUGGAUGUUCCUGAGGAGGAGCUGCUUAAAGGAAACUGUUCCCUGGUGUUGAAGAAUGUUAGAGUUACUGAUGAAGCUCGGUACAGCAGCUACAUGGUAGUGAUAAACUACUACAAAUUGGUCCAGAGGGUGAAACUCUCAGUCAGUGAAAAACCUGAAGUGAGGGACAAUGAUCCAUCAGCUCCUCCAGAUGAAGCUGAUGGAAGAAACCUGAUGAUCAUCAUUAUUUACAUCCUGUGUUUUCUUCUCAUUUUUAUUGCAAUUUUUACUGUUAGAAAAUCAGAGUAAGUUUAUAAACUUGCAGAGACUCCAGUGAUCUCAGGAGCUCCAGCUCACAGAAUAAUAGAAAUGAGGAAGAGCUCAGUGUGUCUCCUUAAAAUUAACAAGUGACCUAUAAGAUGGAGAACAUUUCUGAUUGCUCUUCACAUGAAGCUGUGAUGCUGAAACACCACAAUAUCAGCACAUGAGAAAGAAUCAGUAUUUACCAAGAGCAUUUUAUACCUUACAGCUACUAGCAGGUGCUUUAUUGUUUUCAUAUAUUUACAUUUACCGCACUUAUCAGACGCCCGUAUCCAGAGCGACUGACAUUUAUAUCAUUUAUACAACUGAGCAGUUAUGGGGUUAAGAGCCAUUCUCAGGGGCCCAGGAGUGGCAGCUUGGUGCAGCUGGGAUUUGAACUCAUGACCUUCAGACUUAGACAUAUGAUAUUUUUGGUUUUGAUCAAAACAAAAUACAGACAUUUCUAUUAUUCUGAUUUGAUUUAGUGAUUAUGGGGUGCUGAGUGUUGAAACAAUUGAAAGUUGUAAAAGUUCAACAGUUUUUCUUCUGUAUGA